Molecule: messenger RNA, 1368 nt
Organism: Nilaparvata lugens (brown planthopper)
Lineage: Eukaryota; Metazoa; Arthropoda; Insecta; Hemiptera; Delphacidae
Exons: 2
Coding region: 231-1319 (362 amino acids)
Source: RefSeq, a predicted model, not a curated record
AAUAUUAAUCUUCCAGUAAUCUGAAAGGUCAAUAAAAUAUGAUUAACAUAUGAUAAUAAUUACAAUAUUUCAAAUCACAAAUCCAAAUUUCUUGUACAACUUUCAUUGAUUCAUUGCAGUUGGUAAACAAAACCAGUUUAAAACUUUGAUCAAUAAGAUUUUAGAAUUGAUAAAAUAGAAAAAAAGAUAUUUCAAAGAACAUCUACAAAAAAGAAACUCAAAAGUUAUAAAUGAUAGCGAUAGAAAACAUAAUGAAGACAAACAGGAAAAUUUUGGAAAAUGAAAACAAAUUCCACAACACAUCAGCAUCAGACUUUGCUUUGAGAGUGAAUGAAAAAUGCCAAAACAUAAAUAAUGAAAAUAAUGAUAAGAGAAAAACAAAGAAGUUGAAAAGUAGAGGAAUUGUUAAAAUGCAUUCAACAAUAAGUGAAGGAGGAGAGAUGAAACAUAAAUUUGAUAUGUUGGAAUGUGAAAUCUGUAAAACGCCAAAAAAUGAAUUAAGGAAACAAAAAGAACAGAAUAAUGUUAAAGGAGAAUUAAAAUUGAGUGGGAAUGAAAUAUUGCAAGAUAAAAUGGUGUUUGAAGAAAGCAAUGGAGAAAACUGUAAAAACUUUAAAGAGGGAGCAAAAGAAGGAAAUGUAAAUUACAAUGAGGGCAAUUCUAAGGAAGUUCCACAUUUAGGUGACAAAUUAGAAGUUGAAUCGAGUAACGAAGUAAAAGAAGGUAUAAUUGAAGAAAUUGAUAAAAUACUAGAGAAGACAAGAGAAUUGAUUUCAAGAAAGAAUAAAAGUAUCUCAGAAGAAAAUGGAGAUAAUAAUGAUGAAUUUAGCGAGUUUCAAAGAAUGAUUUGCGAAAAACCUGAAUUCAACUUUGCAAUAGUUGACGAGGUAGAGAAUUUGGAGAAAAUAGAGGAAUUAAAUAAAAGUCUGGAUGACCUCACAGUUACAGAUGAGGAGAAUUCUUCUGAGGUGACUGAUUUGAAUAAAAACAAGAAUGAAAUUAUUUUUGAAAAUAAUGUACUUCCACCGGCAUUAAGAAAUACACAGUAUGAAAGGCUGGUAAAAGUUAUGGUAAGGUCGAGAUCAUGGUUGGAAUCUAGGCCUCUUUUGAAAUCAAUUUUUCAACUGAAAAACGGAACAGAUUCAAGAAAUAUUGAUACUAUAAACUCUGAAAAUUUGGAGGAGAAUUCAAAUAUAAAACAAGAGAAUAAAGAAAAGUUAGAAGAAGAAGUGAACAAUAUUUUUGCCAAAGGAAAACAAAACAGACUCGGCAAUGCUUUGUUUGUAGGGAGUAAAUCAUUAUUUGAGAUGAAAUAUUAGUGAUAUGUUUGGAACAGAAGGGGAACUUUAUUAUACUCUGAUAACUUGA